ACGGCUAACCAAACAUGUCUCCACACACCAUCGCCGCCACGCACGCCGUCGUGCACCACCACCACCACGACCCACGCCGCCACCGCGCCCCGCCGCUGAGACGCUGCUCCCGCGGCGUCCGCGCGGUCCGAGCCUCGGCCGCCACCGCCACUCCCACCUCCGGGGCUGCCGCGGCGGCGGACUCGCCGUCCGCGGCGUUCUGGGACUACAACCUCCUCUUCCGGUCGCAGCGCGCCGAGUGCCGGGACCCCGUGGCGCUCCGCGUCGCCGAGGGCGCGAUCCCGCCGGACUUCCCCGCGGGCACCUACUACCUCGCGGGGCCCGGGAUGUUCGCCGACGACCACGGCUCCACCGUCCACCCGCUCGACGGCCACGGCUACCUCCGCGCCUUCCGCUUCGGCGGCGCCGGCGCGAGCUACUCGGCGCGGUACGUGGAGACGGCGGCGAAGCGGGAGGAGCACGACGCCGGCGGCGCGUCGUGGCGGUUCACGCACCGGGGCCCCUUCUCGGUGCUGCAGGGCGGCGCCCGGGUGGGCAACGUCAAGGUGAUGAAGAACGUGGCCAACACCAGCGUGCUGCGAUGGGGCGGCCGCCUGCUCUGCCUCUGGGAGGGCGGCGAACCGUACGAGCUCCACCCGCGGACGCUCGAGACCCUCGGCCCCUUCGACAUCCUCGGCCUCGGCGCCGGCGCCGGCGAUGCGGCGGCGCAUCACCGGCGCCGGCGGCCGUGGCUGCAGGAGGCAGGCAUCGACGUGGCCGCGCGCCUGCUGCGCCCGGUCCUUAGUGGUGUCUUCCGCAUGCCGGCCAGGAGGCUGCUGGCGCACUACAAGAUCGACCCCGAGCGGAACCGUCUGCUGAUGGUGGCCUGCAACGCCGAGGACAUGCUCCUCCCCCGCUCCAACUUCACCUUCUACGAGUUCGACGCCGACUUCGCGCUGGUGCAGAGGCGGGAGUUCGUGCUGCCGGACCACCUGAUGAUCCACGACUGGGCCUUCACGGACAGCCACUACGUCCUCCUCGGCAACCGGAUCAAGCUCGACGUUCCCGGGUCGCUGCUGGCGCUGACCGGCACGCACCCGAUGAUCGCGGCGCUGGCCGUGGACCCGAGCCGGCAGUCGACGCCGGUGUACCUGCUGCCGCGCUCGCCGGAGGCCGAGGCCGGCGGUCGCGACUGGAGCGUGCCCGUCGAGGCGCCGCCGCAGAUGUGGUCCAUGCACGUCGGCAACGCCUUCGAGGGGCCCGACGGCCGGGGCGGCACCACCCUGCGGCUCCACAUGUCCGGCUGCUCCUACCGGUGGUUCCACUUCCACCGGAUGUUCGGCUACAACUGGAUGAACAAGAAGCUGGACCCGGCCUUCAUGAACGUCGCCAAGGGCAGGGAGUGGCUGCCCCGCCUUGUUCAGGUGUCAAUCGACCUCGACAAGGGAGGGGCGUGCCGGGGAUGCUCCGUCAGGAGAUUGUCCGACCAGUGGACCAGGCCGGCGGACUUCCCGGCGAUCAACCCGAGCUUCGCCAACCGGAGGAACCGAUUCGUCUACGCCGGCGCUGCCUCCGGUUCGCGGAGGUUCCUCCCGUUUUUCCCCUUCGACAGCGUGGUGAAGGUGGACGUCUCGGAUGGAUCAGCGCGGCUGUGGUCGGCGGCGGGGCGCAAGUUCGUCGGCGAGCCGGUUUUCGUGCCCGCCGGGGGUAGGGAGGAGGACGACGGCUAUGUUCUGCUGGCAGAGUAUGCAGUAUCUGAUCACAGGUGCCAUCUGGUGAUGCUGGACGCAAGGAAGAUCGGGGAAAGGAAUGCUGUGGUGGCAAAACUUGAGGUGCCCAAACACCUCACCUUCCCAAUGGGAUUCCAUGGGUUCUGGGCAGAUGAAUGACACUAAGCAUCCAAUCUAACACUAGAGGCCAGGAGCAGUUGACAGUUGCUCAAGCAAACCGGAAUACAAGAUACUGUGUUAAAUCUGUGCAAUUGUUGACAAGAAUAUAAAUAUGUAAAUAUUUACAGUUUCUUUAGCAACAAGCAUUCGUAACACUUUUCGGAUAUCGCUUCACAUGACAGUUGCUCAAGCAAACCGGAAUACAGGAUACUGUGUUAAAAUCUGU
This is a messenger RNA of Panicum virgatum (switchgrass), 2094 nucleotides long. Its product is annotated as carotenoid cleavage dioxygenase 7, chloroplastic-like. Gene Ontology annotation, molecular function: 9-cis-epoxycarotenoid dioxygenase activity. The coding region runs from base 15 to 1868 and encodes 617 amino acids. Gene Ontology annotation, biological process: carotene catabolic process. Lineage: Eukaryota; Viridiplantae; Streptophyta; Magnoliopsida; Poales; Poaceae. The transcript is spliced from 6 exons. Gene Ontology annotation, cellular component: chloroplast stroma. The record is from RefSeq and is a predicted model, not a curated record.